AAUGAACGAAACUUUGAGAGAACAAAUGGAAAUAUGAAAAUGGUCUCCAACAUUUGACAGCCGCGAUAAGACCAAGUGCUCUUGUCUUCGCAUACGCAUCACGACUGCUCCCGAUCGUUCGUACCUGCGGAUGCUCAUUGAUUGCGUUCAAGGCAGAGCACGAAGUUUAUUGCGAUCUGCUCCUAAGGAUAGAACACGAGGUUUUUUGCGAUCUGCUACUUCUCAAUCUUGUUCAUGCUUAGACGCUACAAAACACCUAUUACAGGCAAGAACGACUAAAAGAGCGUUAGUAGUGAGUACAGUCGUGAAGAACUUGGAUUCAUAGUCGUGGUGAAAUAACUAGAGAAAGUAGUACUAGCACCGCAACUUCUAGUACAACGCCACGAGCACUUGGCUACUAGCGAUACGCUUUACGACGGCAACUGACUCACUGCCCGCCGUGGCUUCGACUCUGCUCGUAGAGGUACGACCAUGAGCUCGUGGUCGUGUUGACCAAGAAUCUGCUUCGUGUUGCGCUGCUAAGAACGCCUGCGACAUCAUUUUAAAACUGGAAUUGGUCGCUCCUCCUGCUCCUGUCCGUAAACGUUGAAUUCUACUAAGCGACUAGUAGUACACCUUCAGUAUUACAAGAACAGCCCAUUCGAAUAGCGCAUUUAUUUCAGUCCAAGCAACCAGGCGACACAAGAUAAAACGAAGAUGUUUCUCGGUGGUGGGCGGACGCAAGCAGGCGGGUCCUCAUCGUCUGCGGGUCCAAAUAAGGUCCGGCAAUUCCGGAGUGGCGACCCGAUGGAAGAACGCGAUGCGCAAAAGACAUGGGAAAGUCUGAAAUUAUGUGACAGUGCGAUAUUCUUAUUUGAAAUCGAACAGUAGUUCUAGAAGCAGCCACUAGCUCCUCUUAUCACUGAAGGUACUGGAACGACGGAGCGACUGCAUGAGCACAUUGUGCAACAUUGUUCUUGCUCCUUUUUCCCUCGCGUCGUCGCCCCACAUCCACCUCUAAUCCACAAAGCCAUCCACCAAAUCCAUGCUCACAACGCGUCAACUCUGAGUUUUGAGGAGCUUUAUCGCAAUGCGUACAACCUAGUUCUGCAUAAGCAUGGGGCGCUUUUGUACAACGGUGUGCAGCAAGUUGUCUUGGAUCACUUGAAGGAGAUAGCAACAGAUGUUAUACGAGGUAGUAGCUUACAACUUGAGUUUCCUCUUCCUCUUCCACUUCCUUUGCUUGUUCCUCUUUCCACUUCCAUUUCCUUUUCAAUAUUCACAUCCUCUGCAACCAAGAAUAGUCGAACUCACACUCAUUCAACAUUUAACUCAUUGUCCCUCUCUACAUGAUAGCCGCCGACGAAGGCCUUUUGGACGAACUGAAAGUGCAGUGGGACGACCAUAGAACCGUGAUGGUGAUGAUACGGGACAUUCUGAUGUACCUCGACCGAAACUACGUCUCUCAGUACAAGAAGAUACCUGUCUACGAAAUGGGCUUGAUCGCCUUUCGAGAACAAGUAACGGCGCACGAGAGAGUAAAGGUUAAGGCUUGCCGUAAUUCAUCUCAAGAGGCAUCUUUCUCCUCUGAGGAAACGCUUUUUAUCUCUCAGUUAAUUAAAUAUUAGAGGGAAAACACGUUCUUGCUGACAGAGGAUCUUCAAGAUGAAUUUGGGUAAGCUCUAAAGAAGAUCGGUUACUGAAGAUCUUGCUGGACAAGGUCAACCAAGAAAGAAAUGGCGAGCAAAUAGACAGGAUACUCUUGAAACAUACGCUGACGAUGCUGGUGGAACUCGGAGCUGGCGGGCAAAAUGUCUACAAGACUUGCUUUGAGGACUGGUAGUCAUGUACAUUCAAGAUUUUCAUUUUGCUAUUGCUUGUUCUUAAAACUAGCUCUAGAUUCAAAUUAACUCCUCGCGAGUAAAUCUAGUCCUAGACUCCAAGAAUGGUCACACUACCUAAUGCACGUCCUCCUGAAACAUGACCUCUUGUCAGGCACAUCAAUCAAUCAAUGAAUAAAUGAAUCAAUCAAGGUUCAUAGAAGACGCCCGAACCUUCUAUCAGCAUGAGAGUACGAAGUACGUCUCCGAGCACACUGUUGGGGAGUACUGUAAGAAAGCAGAGGCUCGAAUACGAGAGGAGAAACAGCGCGUUCAGAGCUACCUCCAUGAAAGCACGAUGGACAAGAUACAAUCCCUCAUGGACAAAGAGUGGAUCCAGAGACACUACGAGACAUUGGUGUUAUGAAGAAGGAUUAUUUCAAGAAAAACAAAAUGAAAAUCGAAAACAAUAUUAUAAAGUCAAAGUUAUAAAUAACUACGAUCUUCGUUGUCUCCUCUAGCUCUAACGGCAAGUACAGGCGCCCGACCCAUGUUCGAAGGGGACAAAGUAGAAGAUCUCGAACGAAUGUUUCGGCUUUUUGUGCGAGUGCCUGAAUCCCUGAAACCUCUGCACAGCGUCUUGCGGGAAUGCAUAAAGGACGCAGCUAAAGCUAUCCUUUCAGACGCCGAAAAGCAUAAGGAGCCUGUGUCGUUUAUUGACGCUCUAUUGAGUAAUAAAUAGUUCUGCUUUACUAGUUACUACAUUCUACACGAAGAUGAAGUAGUAUUUUAUGCCCUCUAAAUGAAGAUGAAAUAAAUGUGCUAAUGCUUAAUGUAGUUCAAGUCGAAGAUCCAUUGCGCCGCUCGUCCAAGCCGCGGUGCUCGUGAGCAGUGGUGCUCCACAUCGAAUUAACUCCACCAUCCAGAACUCCGAGAAAAGUACUCCACCAUUGUGCGAGAUGCAUUCCAGAAUUCGAAGGAGUUCCAGAUAUCGUUGAAGACGAGCUUUGAAGAGACCUUGAUUAUGCCUGCUGGCUUUUGCGUUCUUAGUCAGUAGAAGGAUACUCAUUGCCUGAGCCUGUAUCAUUCCGCCGGUAGGCUUGAAGGACUACCUGGGAUGCGAAUGAAUGAAUACUCAUUCAAGAACCUGUCCGGAGUAGCCUAGUACGAGGGCCCUCCACAUAUAAUAGUAAUAGUAAUAAUAGUAUUAAUAAUAAUAAGAAUAAUAAUUCAAGAAGCAGGUCAAGCUCCAACUCCCACGGCGACACCAGCACAGCACGGUAUUUGUCCCUCUUCGUCGAUGAGCUCUUUCGCAAGGGGAUGCGGAGCGUGUCAGGACAGCUUCUGGACCAAGCCGAUACUCGAUUAGACCAGGUAGUCACGAUUUUCCGCUACUUGCAGGACAAGGACAUCUUCGAGAGCUACUACAAACAUCACUUCGCAAAACGUUUACUGUCAGGGAAGCAAGCGGAUGAUGCAGAAAAAGCGAUGAUCAGCAAAUUGAAGGGUAUUUGAUAGAAAUACCAGUACUACCAGAAAAAGCGAUGAUCAGCAAAUUGAAGAUUAUUUGAUAGAAAUACCACUACUGCUUGCCUUAAUAUGCUGCUUCACCCUGAAGUGCAAGGAGUAGAAGUAUUUUCUUGAUCUUGAGAGUCCCCCCGACGUAACGAAUAUUUCGUACUCCAACGGAUGAAGUAAACAGGACUCUUGGAGAAAAGCCUCAUCAUUUGCCAGAGGAAGUUCCCUUAUCCCAGUGGUUGAGCGCGUGCCCCUGGCUUCCUUUGGGAAUCCCCUCGUCGUUGAGACGCUCGCGGCAGGGCGUGGGUCCAUCCCCUACAGGGGACGCUUACAUCAUGCCCCUGCUUUCGCCUCGAUUUGGUUGAGUACUCUGCAAAACAUUUCCUCCGCACCUGCUCCGCGCCCUCCAAGUGAACGUGAUCGCUUCCCUUUCUCUUGCUGCGUCCCUUGAAAGAAAGUAUACCCUUGAAGAAGGUCAUGCUCAUUUAUGCCUACCCCCGUAACAGAUAUUUCCCAUCCUUAUCCUGGGAGACCCCGCUUUGUCUGGUGUCAUUUGCCAGCAGUUGUUCCCUUAGCUCAGUGGUAGAGCGCCCGCACUUUCCUAAAGCACACAGAACCGCGGGAGGGCGUGGGUUCGAUCCCCACAGGGAACGCUUUUGCCUUGUCUGCUCUUCGCCUCUCAUUACACUGACUUACUCCUGGGGAGCAGUCUUGCUAUUUGCUCUGUCAUCGUCUCUCCUUAACUUCCAGGUAGACUUCCCUAGUGGACUUUGUCCAAACCUUACUCAACCUACUCCAGGCGAAUGCGGCCAUCAAUACACUGCCAAGCUUGA
Messenger RNA from Amoebophrya sp. A25, 4150 nucleotides. The record is from the annotation of a GenBank genome assembly. NCBI's taxonomy places the organism in Eukaryota, Dinophyceae, Syndiniales, Amoebophryaceae.